CAGAGAUGCUGGGGGUAGAGUAUAGAUUUACAGUUAUAUCCGACGAGGAAUCUGAUCACGUAAAAUGUUUACAUUCCUGAUCAUAACGUUUCUUUUUCAAUCAGCAAGACUCGAGCAGUUUCAGUUUACAAUUCCGUGUAACUGUGAGAUCGGAAAGACAUGUAAUGCUAACAGUAAUGAUACAUUGGGAGGAUGCCAAUGUAUGCGGGGAUUCAGUGGAGAGAACUGCACGGAUAUGGAUGAAUGUACAGUCGGUGAAAAAGAUCCGUGUUUUCACAGAGGAUUUUGUGUCAAUACUAUAGGAAGCUUUAGGUGCAGUUGUCUGGAUUCUUGGACGGGUUCUCACUGUGACAAGAACGUUACCAGUAAUAUUACAUGUAUGCCUGGGUAUAGCGGAGACAGUUGCAAAAUUGCACUCUGUGUACAUGGAUAUGCUGUAAAUAGUAUGGAUGCAAUAAUCCCGUAUACAUGUCAUUGUGAUAGAGGUUGGAGACAUGAUCAUAAUGAUGAUCCAUGCACCAUAGACAUAGACGAGUGCGCAAAGAAUACCAUAUUGUGCAAAAAUGGCGGUACAUGCCGUAACACCAACGGUUCAUAUGACUGCGACUGUAUAAAACCAUGGGAAGGCCAAAAUUGCACCUAUUAUAACUCAUGUUUGUCGAAUCCGUGUCAAAACGGCGGAAAAUGCACAAAGUCUGGAGCCGACUAUGAUAAAACUCACAACUGUACUUGUAAAGCCGGAUGGCAAGGUUUUAAUUGUUCUACUGAUGUAAAUGAGUGUUCGCUGAACGAAAAGGUUGUGUGUUUCAAUAAUGGUAACUGCACUAAUACACUUGGUUCAUACACGUGCAAGUGUGACACAGGCUGGUCAGGUGCAAAUUGUAAUGAAUCUACAUUCACUUUAUCAACUGAACAACUAUUCGUUGUUUCAACAAAAGUUCCUUCAUCAGAACAAACACAAAAUAUAUCAAUAAGUUAUACGGACAAAAAUGAACAAUCAACUAUUGCUUCGACUACUGACAUGUCCUUUGUUAAAGAAACAACUACUGAAACUAAAACGUCAUCAUACAAUACAAAUGCAGAAACCACUUCUUCCAUUACUGAAACAACCGUACAAUUGUCAAACUACUCUACAUAUACCAGAACCUUACCUGCGAAUUCUAAUAAAAUUAUUUCUAGUAAAUCAGACGAACCAUCUAAUAAACCAAUCACUAAACCAGCCAACCCUACUACUAAACCAAACACAGAAGCAAACAACUUGACUACUACAGUGAUCACUGAAACAAACAGACCAUCUUAUAGAAAGAUCACUGCAACAGAUAUACCAACUGCUACAAUGAUAAAUAAAACAAACAAACAAUUAACCAAAAUGAUCACCAACACCCAAAAGAAUCUGAAAGAAACAACAAAAGAAGAUAAAACACCAGCUAUUGUUGGAGCAGCUGUGGGUAGUAUUAUCAUCGUAGUUGCUGCGUGUGUAGCCGGCUACUUUCUCUACAAAAGGAAACAUGCAAGAGUUGCGUCAGAAAAUAUAACAAAUGACAUGGAUAGAAAUAAAAAAAUUGAGGCAAAGCGGAUAACCAAAAAAGAAGCCAUUGAACUUCCAAACUGUUAGGGACAGUGCAAAUAAAUGGUUGUGGAAAACACUUUGAUGAAUUGACAGUUGUUCCUAUUUCUAAGUUAUAUCAGUCUAUAACUAAGUUCAAUCUUUCUUUUAAUGACUGAUGUUUUUGUGGAUUAAACAAUGUUCAAUAGAUAACGUGUAUUUCAUGUCAAUAUGUUAUCUUAAAAUGUUUACCCUAGCGUCUGUAGGUUACAUUAUACUAAUUUAGUAUCGCCUUUUUUGAAGAUAAAUAAAUAUAUGCAUAUAAGAAAAUUAGCCUGUUUUUAACACCCUCUAAAAAUUCGCUCAUGAAAAUUCUAGUUAAGAGACGUGUGUUUAGAUGGUUUUUACUCAAUGAAUAAAACUAAAACCUGGACAUUCACAUUGAAAGUUGUCUAGAGCUAGAUUUCUCAAUCUAAUAGCCAAAAAUAUAACUGUUAUAUAAGAAUAUGACUAAUUAUACCUUAUUUCAUCUAUAAAAUGGAAUCACAUUUUGGAGUAAUUCACAUAUUUCCGCACAGGUUAUAAACAUUCCUUCUAGUUAAUAGUAAUUGUCUUUAAAUUUAUUGGAACUUUUUGAUCGCCGCGAUCAUUUUGAAUAGGACAAGUAUAUACGCGCUGGGGAAAAUAUUUCAUGAUGGACCUGUGAAUUAUUUACUUAUGGGUGAAACAGGUCUCAUAAGCGUAAGCACGACUAGCUUCUACUGAUUAUAAAACAUACCGUACGAUUUGUUGUGAAUUAACUGUUGUUGUACUUUUAGUAGUUCAACCGCCACCCUUGUUUAAGAGCAACAUUUAAAAAACACGUUUUUUUUUCAUCCUCAAGUAAUAAGUAAGUAGACUCGCCCAGUUUAAUCAAUCUAGACGCACAAUCUAAUUUUAUACAUAGAGCGCGUACU
Mercenaria mercenaria is the source of this 2502-nucleotide messenger RNA. RefSeq names its product neurogenic locus notch homolog protein 2-like. NCBI's taxonomy places the organism in Eukaryota, Metazoa, Mollusca, Bivalvia, Venerida, Veneridae. Bases 65 to 1615 code for a protein of 516 amino acids. Gene Ontology annotation, cellular component: plasma membrane; protein-containing complex. The transcript has 6 exons. Gene Ontology annotation, biological process: heterophilic cell-cell adhesion; establishment or maintenance of epithelial cell apical/basal polarity. Gene Ontology annotation, molecular function: calcium ion binding. The record is from RefSeq and is a predicted model, not a curated record.